Molecule: messenger RNA, 709 nt
Organism: Prunus avium (sweet cherry)
Lineage: Eukaryota; Viridiplantae; Streptophyta; Magnoliopsida; Rosales; Rosaceae
Source: RefSeq, a predicted model, not a curated record
CCUCCAAAAUUUGGCAUUUGCUGCCGUCUGAAACGAAUUUUAAACAUUAAAAUUUGAAAAUAAAUUGAGAAAAAUUUAACUAUGUUUUCACUACCUGCUCACUCUCUCUUACUCACUCUCUCUCACUAGAGUCCCGACGAUCAUUUUCAGAUGGCAGCGAUCGCAUUUGGCUGCUCCAGCUUUGCUUUACUUCGCGCCAAACAAAACGAUGCCGCUCCGGAAUCGCUUCUGUGCGCGCAGAACUUCAGCUUGUUGCGAUUGAAGCAGAGCUUGAGAAGUUGUUCUUCGCCGGCGCGGUGGAGGAGCAUCGGGGUCCCACGCGCCUCAGUGGAGGUGGUGGACGAUCGACUUAUUGAGAGAGAAGAGAAGGAGAGAGUUAGGGUUCUGAGAGUGGGGGUAAUUUGUGGAGGUCCCUCGGCGGAGCGUGGAAUUUCUCUCAACUCAGCUCGAUCAGUUCUUGAUCACAUUCAGGGAGGUGAUAUACAUGUGAAUUGCUAUUACAUUGAUCCUGACCUUAAUGCGUUCGCAAUAUCCCCUGCUCAGGUAUACUCAAACACUCCUGCGGAUUUUGAUUUUAAACUUGCAAGCCUUGCCCAAGGUUUCGAGUCUUUGUCCAACUUCGCCGAACACCUGGCUGCCUCUGUGGACAUAGUGUUUCCAGUCAUACAUGGUAAAUUUGGUGAAGAUGGUGGCAUUCAGGUGUACUAUU